AUGACAUCAUCCGAGCACAAGCCCGCGGGGCUGCCCGUUCCCAACUCCACCUCGUCCUUCUGGCACAGCGAACCCAACGAGUUCCUUCUCGGCCAUCGCACCACCUCCGAGCUCCCUUCCGAAGCCGACUUUGUCAUUGUCGGCAGCGGCAUCACCGGUACAUCGGCAGCCCGCUUUCUGGCCGAAGAUGAGCGCGCCAAGGGCAAGAGCAUCGUGCUCCUCGAGGCCCGCGAGGCCUGCUGGGGAGCUACCGGCCGCAACGGAGGCCACUGCCAGGUCCUCCCCGUCGCCCGCGCCCUCGACGUGACCCAAUUCGAAGUCCUCAACUACAACGCCGUCAAAGCCUACAUCGAAGAGCACAAUGUACCCUGCGAGUGGCGCUCCCUCGACGGCUGCCGCAGCUACUACUCCUCCUCCAUGUUCGCCGUCGCCCAAGCCGAAGUAGCCGCCCUCCAAGCCAAAGACCCCGAACUCGGCAAACUCGUGCGCGUCGUGACAUCCCCCGACGAGCUCGCCGCCCACCGCAUCAGCAAAGCCGUCGGCUGCACCCUGACCAGCGCCGCCGCCUCCCUCUGGCCCUACAAGCUCGUCACCUUCAUCCUCGAAAAGCUCGUCAAGAGCGGGCGCCUCAACCUGCAGACCAACACCCCCGUAGAAUCCAUCUCCUCCUCCUCCUCAUCAGCCGACAGCAGCACCUCCUCCUCCCCCCACCACUCCCACACUCUCCACACCCCUCGCGGCCCCAUCCGGGCGCGCCACGUCAUCCUCGCCACCAACGGCUACACGUCGCACCUGCUCCCGUCCUUCGCGGACCUCAUCGUGCCCGUCCGCGGCGAAAUGUCGUCGCUGCUGCCGCCGCCGGGGGCGCCGCGCCUGGCCGACUCGUACGGCCUGUGCGGGCAGCGGGGCCAGCCCGCGCACGGCGACGACUACCUCAACCAGCGGCCGUACGGGGGGGUGCCCAACCCGGCCGGGCACUACAUGUACGGCGGCGGCGACGGGGCGGCGCGGCACGAGCGCGUGGGCGUGUGGGACGACGGCGUCGUGGAUGAGGGGAUGGCGGCGUGGUUGAGGGGCAGGUUGCUGGAGUAUAUGGAGUUGGGGGGCGAGACCGGGGGGUUGCGGGAGUUGGAGGCGACGCAUCAGUGGACGGGCAUCAUGGGGUAUUCGAGGGAUAAUGUGCCGUGGGUGGGCAAGGUGCCUGGGGAGGGGGUGUGGUUGGCGGGCGGGUAUACGGGCCACGGCAUGCCGAACGGCACGCUCUGCGGCAAAGCCGUCGUGGAGCUCGCGCUGGCGGACGCCGCCGGCGUGCCCGCUUCCGAGGCGCAGCAGAAGGUCGUCGACGACGUCGGCCUGCCUCGGGCCUACCUCAUCACCGAGGAUCGCUUUGCGGCGGUGCGCAAGCUGCCGACCGUCGCCGAGGCGGACGCCAUGGGCGCGAUUGGGAACCAUGCGAGGCAGGAGGCCCAGCCCCAGCCCCAGCCCCAGCCCCAGUCGCGUGCGUCGGGCGUCUUUGACUAUCUGAAGAGCUUUGUGACUUCUUCGUCGUCGAAGUAG
Messenger RNA from Diplodia corticola, 1557 nucleotides. RefSeq names its product fad dependent oxidoreductase. Gene Ontology annotation, molecular function: oxidoreductase activity. The record is from RefSeq and is a predicted model, not a curated record. The coding region runs from base 1 to 1557 and encodes 518 amino acids. Gene Ontology annotation, cellular component: cytoplasm. Lineage: Eukaryota; Fungi; Ascomycota; Dothideomycetes; Botryosphaeriales; Botryosphaeriaceae. The transcript has 3 exons.